Kuraishia capsulata CBS 1993 is the source of this 3912-nucleotide messenger RNA. RefSeq lists its product as uncharacterized. Bases 1 to 3912 code for a protein of 1303 amino acids. The record is from RefSeq and is a predicted model, not a curated record. Gene Ontology annotation, molecular function: lipid binding. NCBI's taxonomy places the organism in Eukaryota, Fungi, Ascomycota, Pichiomycetes, Pichiales, Pichiaceae. The transcript has 2 exons.
AUGAGUUUAGCACUUGACUUCAAAUGGCAGGAAGUUGGAUUCUUCAACGACACUAAUGUCAAAAAAACGCUUACCCCAAGAGAUAGCGAUUCCUCGACCUUUCUGCAGCAGCAAACUGCCUUUCUGCAGAGAUACAUCAUGGACAAGUACUAUUCUGACUUGUACUGGAACACAUCUUUGGUGAUUGGGACUUGUUUCUUUGCGUGGUUUGCUGCUCGCUUUGGAGGGGGUAUUUUGGCGUUGGUUUUCGUACUUUUCGGUGCAUCUUCGGUGUAUCGUGCCGAGUUCAGGAGGUUCAACCGCAAUCUUCGUGACGAUAUGGCUCGUAUUGGUGCUGCAGAUCGCCUGGAAAACACCAUUGAGACUAUGGAUUGGAUGAAUGACUUUCUGGCAAAAUUUUGGGUUAUUUACAUGCCUGCUCUUUCUGAGAUGGUGUUGCAGCAAGCUCAUGAGGCUUUGAAAGAUGCGGCCCCAGGGUUCGGUAUUGACGAAUUGAGUCUUGAUGAGUUCACUCUCGGUUCGAAAGCCCCCAAAGUUGAAAGUAUCAAAUCUUACACAAAAUUGGGUAAGGAUAUAGUUCAAAUGGACUGGGCUUUUGGAUUUGCUCCGAAUGAUACCGACGACAUGACCAAAAACGAGAUCAAAAAGAAGGUCGACCCCAAGGUUGCGCUUGGUGUCAGAAUUGGUAAGGGUUUCGUUUCCAAAUCCCUUCCAAUUUUGGUCGAGGACAUGUCGUUUACUGGUCGUAUGAGAAUCACCUUGAGAUUUGGCCAGAACUUUCCCCACGUGAAGUCCGUCUCAGUCAUGUUCUUGGAACCACCCAGUAUUGACUAUGCUCUCAAGCCCGUUGGUGGUGAUACCUUGGGUCUGGAUAUCAUGUCCUUUGUGCCUGGUCUUUCUUCAUUCGUCAAUGGUCUGAUCCAUUCGACUUUGAGGCCAAUGCUGUAUGCUCCCAACUCUUUGGAUAUCGAUGUUGAAGAGAUAAUGGCUGCUAACGCACCUACUGCCAUUGGAUGUGUUGCUUUAACCGUCAAAUAUGCAGAGGACUUAAAGACCAAAGACGAGUGCAAUCCAUAUAUCUCGUUCUUCACUGACGAUGCCCCUAGCAAGAUCCACAAGACUGAUGUUAAAGCCAAAACCAGCUCCCCAUGCUUCAACGAGGUCAAGUAUCUUAUUAUUAACAACAUGCAACAGAAACUGAACAUUGAGGCCCAGGAUUUCAAUGAUGGCGACGAUAAGCUCAUUGGAUCUGCUGAUUUCGAGCUUGCCGAUUUGCUUCAGAAAGACGUGAUCACCAAUAAGACUAUAAACCUCACCAAGAGCAGCAGGAAAGUUGGUCGCUUGACCUGUGACCUGCGCUGGUUUCCAGUCCUGGAAGGUGCCACUCUGGAAGAUGGCUCCAAGUCAGCUGCUCCAGACUCUGAGUCCGGUAUUUUGAAGAUUGUUCUUCACGAAGGUAAGAACUUUGACCCCUCGUACUCUCCAUUUGGUAAAAUUUCGGCUUAUGUGCAAGUCUAUCUGAAUGGUGAACUUAUGCUGACGACCAGAGCUUCCAAAGAGACCAAUGAGCCCAAGUUCGGUGAGACUUUGGAGCAUCUUGUGGCCACCAAGUCGCUUGCCGAAGUCAAACUUGUGGUCAGAGAUGGGUCUGCCUUUGGUGAGCCUGUUAUCGGUAAAUGGGAGGGCUCCAUAUCCGAUCUGGUGUUUAUUGACACUGUCAAGUUUGCCCCAUUCGGAACCCUGAGAGUCGAUUCCCAAUGGAAACCUCUUGGAAUCACUGCGGAUGUUGCAACUGCCUCUUUCUUUGCUCCUAUUGGUGUUGCCAGACUCCAUAUCAGACGUGCUGAUGAUCUGCGCAACUUGGAAACUAUCGGUAAGGUGGAUCCUUACUUCAGACUCUUCAUUUCUGGGCAUCUCAAGUACAAGUCUGUGGUUCACCCUUCGUCCUUGAACCCUACUUUUGAGGAUUUGAUUUACAUUCCGAUCUUUUCCCAGAGUCAAACUGCCAGUCUUGAGGUUAUGGAUAAGGAAACCACUGGCAAAGACCGUUCUCUCGGAUCCGCUUCGAUUGAUUUCAGUCCUUAUCUCAAGAAGUCAGGGAGUGGUAACUUUUUGGCGUACGAGGGCUCAAAGACCGAGCAACAUGUCACUCUUUCACUGCCAAACAAGGGUCCAAAGGGCAAAGUUUUCUACUCUGUGUCCUUCUAUCCUUCGCUCCCUUCGAUGACUAUCAAGGAAGUCGAAACAGCAAAUGAGAAGGCCAGAGAAGCCAGGGAGAAAGAGCUCGAAGAAGAAAAGGCCCAGCAGGAGAUGGCCGAAGACUUCAAGAAGAACCCAAAGAAGUACGAAUGGUAUGUCCCAGAAGAGGACGAAGAGGAGACCAGAAAGCCAACAAAACUGCAACUAUCGCCUUCAGAGCUGCUCUCCUACAACUCUGGAACGCUUGGUAUUACCGUCAUGGGAGGCCAGUUCACCAGUCCAGAUCUUUAUGUUUCGUGUGUUUUGGACGAACAGCCCUUUCCAUCGUAUAUCUCGCCAAGAGCCACAGGCCGCAGGAUGGCCUCAACUGAUGUUGGUGAAGCCUUCGUGAGAGACUUGCAAAAUGCGGUGCUCAUAGUGCGUUUGACCAAGAAGGCCAUUGCCGAGACAGAGAAGGACAUUCUUUCCGAGGAAAGCUUCAACCUUUUGGAUCUGUUGAAGAAGAACUACGGUUCAUCCUUCACUCUCAAUGUGGGUGGAAGUCAUGUGAAGUUCGUGUUUGAGUACGUACCAAGCGCAGUGAAACUUCCUGUUUCGGAAACCAUGUUAGACACAGGAGUUUUGCACCUGGAGAUUCUUGAUGCUGCUGAUUUGAAGGCAGCCGACUCGAAUGGAAAAUCAGACCCAGUUUUGAAGAUUUUGGUCAAUGGCACCGAGGCUUAUGAGACAAAGGUGGUUAAGAAGACGUUGAGUCCAACGUGGAACGAGUCGGUUGACAUUCCAGUUCCUUCCAGAGCGAGAUCUAGCGUUAUUGCGGCCGUUUUUGAUUGGGACUUUGCUGGUGAGAAUGAUUUCCUUGGAGAGGCUAGGCUGAACCUUGAGGCCCUAGCGCCUGGUAAGAGCCAAGUCUUCAAGGCCAAUUUGAACACCCAGGGUUCUGUCAGAUUCAACGCUGUGUUCACACCCAAAUACAUUAGACCCAAAAUUGGUGCCAGUUCUGGUCUCGAUCUUGGAUCGGUGGCUGGUGCUCCUGUGAAGCUCGUCGCUGGUGCUACAGGUGCUGUUGGAGGAGUCGUUGGUGGUGCAGCUGGUGCCAUCGGUUCUUCAGGUGGGGGACUAGUCAAAGGGCUUUUCAAAUCCAAACAUCAGAAGAAGGUGGAUGAAUUUGACGAUACGCCAACUCUGGGGGCUGGCAGUGCUGAUAACAGUUUCGAUGCUCCUCCAAUUCCCCUCGGGAUGCAAGACGUUUCUUCCAUCAGAUCGGGUGCUACUAGUGGUACUCGCAUUAACGGCCACUCGAGAAGUGCCUCGCAGUAUUCGCAUGGAAGCUACGCCAGUAGUUUCACCGGUGCUGACGUCAUUCCUGGUCGUUUGAGCAUUCUCACAGGAAUUGGUAUCACCUCGAGGUCACAUGUGUUGGUCCAAGUCAGUAUUGAAGCUUCUAAGCUCAAGGAUAUCUACAAAACUAGGGCCGUUAGGAACUCUUCUGGUGGUCCAUUUGUUUGGCAUGAGUCCAGCUCUUUCAAGGCACCUCCAACUGCGAAGGUGAUCUUUUCCUUGAAGGAAUCACAUACUUUUGGCAAGUCUACCACAUUGGGUUCUGGGGAAGUCUAUCUGAAAGAUAUCUCCGGUAAGACAGAGGAGAUCAAGGUGCCAAUCAGCAACGAGAUUGGUGACAUUGUCGUGACAUUCAACUACGGGUCACGCCAAUGA